CAUCGUUUUCCCACUGAAUUUGAGAUAAACUGCAAUUUGGAUAUAUGUCAAGGGAUAGGAGUAUGGUUGGAUUAUGACUGGAUAUAUUCUAGUCGUGGGUUUGUUGCAAGCUGCACUGACCUGGGGGUUCAAUCUGGAAACAAGCAACCCCAGUGUAUUUCUUCAGAGCCGAGAGUCAUACUUUGGGUACCAAGUUUGUCAUUUUGGAGCAGAGCACAGUAACAGUGUUUUAGUGACAUCCCCACUACAUGGAAAUGGGACAGGGGCGAUUUAUAAAUGUCCAUAUAAGGGCCAGUGUGAACUACUUCCCAUGGAAGUGACACCAGGGAUUUCAUUGGGACUGUCACUAGCUUGCACAGCAGACAGAGCAAUGGUGUGUGGCCCACGCCUUACACAGCAAUGUCAACGUCUGGACUACCUCAAUGGACUAUGUGUGGAACUUGCUCCAUCAUUCACAGAAAAGCAAAGGUUCAAACCAGCUUUUCAAGAGUGUCACAAUACGUCGUUGGAUGCCGUGGUUCUUUUUGAUAGCUCCCAGAGCAUUUCAUCAGCUGACUUUGACACCAUGAUCAAGUUCAUCAAGGAAAUUAUCCGCAUGUUCUCAGAGCCUUGGACUCAGGUAGCAGUGGCUCAGUAUGCUACUACCUACCAUGCUGUUUUCGAGUUUGAGAACUUUGCCGUAACCUCAGACCCUAUCUCCCUGAUGAAAGUGUCCCAUAUGAAGGGACACACUCACACGGCAGGAGCCAUACGUUUUGUACUCGAUACAAUGUUUAAAGCUGAAAAGGGAAUGCAGAAAGACUCCAAGAAGUUACUUGUGGUGAUAACGGAUGGGGAAUCCAAUGACAAAGAUGUAACACUUGAUGAAGUCCUGCCACAGAUAGAGAACAUGAACGUGACCACCUAUGCCAUUGGGGUUGGUGAUAAGUAUUCCUAUGAUGAGCUCCUGAAGAUUGCUCUCAACAAUAAGAAGAAUGUACUGCGGACUGACAGCUUUGACAAGCUGGCCACAAUCGAAAAAGAACUGAGGUCCCAGAUCUUUGCAAUCGAAGGCAUGGGUGCAGCAUCAAACUACAGCUCUUUUCAUACGGAGGUGUCACAGGGUGGUUUUAGCAUUGCACUAUCUAAAGGAACAGAGGAGAGUGCGUUUGGGGCCGUGGGCGCGUACGAGUGGUCAGGUGGGCUGGCCAGGUAUGGCCUCGGGGGCAGCACAACAUUCAUUAAUGCGUCUGCAGAGGAGACGGACCUGAGAGACUCCUACCUGGGUUACGCAGUGGCGACACUCCGUGUGAAUCAGACAACGGUCUACUUUGCGAGUGCACCGCGUUACCAACACACCGGUGUUGUACUGGGCUUCCAGCAGUCUGGUGAUGACACCUGGACCGUCACCCAGAGGAUAUAUGGCACUCAGUUUGGCUCCUACUUUGGCUCAGCUCUCUGUGCAUUGACGGGGGAGAGUAAUGGCCGCCAAAGCCUGCUUGCUAUCGGCGCUCCUCUUUACCAGGCCAAGAGCACUGGUGGAGAGGUGCGCAUCUGCACCAUGCACAAUGGGGCCCCCAACUGUUCCCAGUAUCUGCGUGGUGUCCCUGGAGAGAGGAAUGGCCAGUUUGGGGCGUCCCUCUCCUCCUGCCCAGAUCUGAACGGGGAUGGAGCUCCGGAGUUAGCGGUGGGGGCUCCGUACGAGAACAGUGGCAGUGGAGGCCUCUACAUCUUCCUGAGCCAUAGCAACGGCAUCCGAUCCGAAUACAGCCAGAGACUCAGGGGCUCCAAGCUGGAUGGCAAGCUGCAGUACUUUGGGCUGUCUGUACACUCUGGUGGAGACCUGAGCGCUGAUGGCCUGACCGACCUGGUGGUUGGAGGGAGAGGAGCCGCCGUCAUCAUCAGGUCUCAUCCGGUGAUGUGUCUAAGAGUAUCCGUCACUCUGGAUCCUCCAAUCAUCUCGCAGGACAGCUUCCACUGCUCCGCCCCCCUGGGCCUCAAUAGGCCUGUCUCCACCGUCAAUGUCUGCGUCACUCUGGACGAGGUCCUGAAAGGAAACAUUCAGACCCCUUUCCAGGCAGCGGUGUCCCUGUCACUGGAGCUGGACCAGAUCCCCCAUAGCCCGCCACGCCUGCUCUUCUCCAAGCCCUCCUCAUCACACUGGAACAUGACACUCAAAGGCCAAUCGGACAAGUUCUGUCAGACCCUCACCCUCACCCUCCCGGAUUGUAUAGAAGAUUAUCGUGACGUGAAUCUGACUGGAGAGCUAUUGGUAAAAACAGAGGAGAUACCGGGAUCCAAUGGCCUGAGACCCAUACCAAGCCCUGACUGCCCUCUGAGCUUCCUCAACAAGGUGCCACUGGAGAAAGUGUGUGGAGAGGAUCACGUGUGUGUCUCAGACCUCGAGGUUUCCAUCAAGUUCAAUAGGCCGGUGGUGGUGAACAGCACAUCGUUCCCUGUGGACGUGUCUGUGAAGGUGGUGAAUAACGGAGAAGACGCCUCAGGCACUCAGCUGAAGCUCCACUUCCCCUCCUCGCUCUCCUACUCGCACGCCAGACGGACCGUCGGGGUGGGUGCGGUGGCCUGUGCCUCCAACAGCUCUGAAGCAGGAUCAUUUGUCUUCUGUGAUCUUGGCUCAACAUUGAUACGCCAAAAAGCAGAGACAUCGGUACAGAUAUCAUUCCUGCUCUACGAUCGCUCCUCUCUGACUGACACGCUGUCUGUUAAUGUGUCAGUUACAAGCACCAACGAGAAAGAGCAGACGCUGCAAGACAACGUUGCAUAA
Messenger RNA from Engraulis encrasicolus (European anchovy), 2764 nucleotides. RefSeq names its product integrin alpha-M-like. The transcript is spliced from 24 exons. Gene Ontology annotation, molecular function: integrin binding. Gene Ontology annotation, biological process: integrin-mediated signaling pathway; cell-cell adhesion; cell-matrix adhesion. NCBI's taxonomy places the organism in Eukaryota, Metazoa, Chordata, Actinopteri, Clupeiformes, Engraulidae. Bases 74 to 2764 code for a protein of 896 amino acids. The record is from RefSeq and is a predicted model, not a curated record. Gene Ontology annotation, cellular component: integrin complex; external side of plasma membrane.